Molecule: messenger RNA, 1847 nt
Organism: Hibiscus syriacus
Lineage: Eukaryota; Viridiplantae; Streptophyta; Magnoliopsida; Malvales; Malvaceae
Exons: 4
Coding region: 153-1424 (423 amino acids)
Biological process (GO): exonucleolytic trimming to generate mature 3'-end of 5.8S rRNA from tricistronic rRNA transcript (SSU-rRNA, 5.8S rRNA, LSU-rRNA)
Molecular function (GO): nucleic acid binding; 3'-5'-RNA exonuclease activity; zinc ion binding
Source: RefSeq, a predicted model, not a curated record
UUUCUUCCUCUUUUAUUUUCUCAGUUUCGUUUUUUGUUUGAAUUUUUUUAUUUUCUGGAUUAUUUAUCUUUUUACUAUUUGUUGUUACAGGUGAGUGAAAACAGACAAGGAUCUGAUGUACUUGCCGGUUGAUCUUAAUUAUACACAAGAUCAUGAUGGCCCUUGAAAAUAAAGGUUUGAUUUCCCCCCAGUUUUCCCUAGAAACAAUACAAAACUGUGAGGCAACCUUAAAAUGCCUCCAGACGAAGGGGAUCCCGUUCAACCUGCAAUGUACUGGGAAUUCCAUUGAAGGUCUUCCCGAGCUUAAAGAUGAAAUCUGUAGUCACCCGGGUGGGGAUGUUGUAGAACCAGUUUGCUCUUUGAAUGGUCAGUUUAUGGAGCUUCCAACUGAAUUUUACCACAAACCUACCUUUCAACAUGAACCUGGCUCUUGGCCGACCUUCUAUCCCGACUCUCAUAAGCUGCAGUCAUACCCACCAAAUGCUUUUGGGAGGCAGUUAUACCAAUUUCCCAUGGAUAAUCGAUUUCACUACCCGCCAUAUAAUAUGGUCGCUCAAGGAUACCCGUAUGAAUUCCAGUUCCAAGAUUUUCAGUACUUCGUGGUCAUAGACUUUGAGGCUACCUGCGACAAGGAGAGAAAACCCCAUCCACAGGAGAUAAUCGAGUUUCCUUCCGUCAUUGUGAGCAGUGUUACUGGCCAGCUGGAAGCAUGUUUUCAGACAUAUGUCCGACCAACUUGCAACCAACUCCUGAGUGAUUUCUGCAAGGAUCUGACUGGCAUCCAGCAAAUUCAGGUAGAUAGAGGCGUUACACUCAGUGAGGCUCUCCUUAGGCAUGAUAAAUGGCUUGAGAAGAAGGGCAUAAAGAACACCAACUUUGCUGUGGUGACAUGGUCAAACUGGGAUUGUCGGAUAAUGCUGGAAUCUGAGUGCCAGAUUAAGAAGAUCCGGAAGCCUCCUUACUUUAACCGUUGGAUUAACUUAAAAGUUCCAUUCCGUGAGGUUUUUGGUGGUGCACGGUGCAAUCUGAAGGAGGCGGUCGAGAUGGCAGGUCUGGUGUGGCAGGGGCGUGCACAUUGUGGUCUUGACGAUGCUAAAAACACAGCUCGCUUACUUGUCCUCUUGAUGCGCCAGGGUUUUAGGUUUGCUAUCACGAACUCUCUGGUGUGGCAGGCUAGCGGUGGUCCGGUGACAUGGAACCCGAUCCCUGAGAACAUGGGUUUCUCUCCGCAUCACCCCCACAAGCCUAAGGAUCAACAAAUGCCCCUAUUCCAGUACAACCCUUACUGUUUCUGCGGGGUGAAGAGCAGCAAAGGAAUGGUUCGGAAGCCCGGACCAAAGCAAGGAAGCGUCUUCUUCGGCUGCGGGAACUGGACUGUCACCAGAGGUGCUCGCUGCCACUACUUCGAGUGGGCUUCUCCCUAAUUCGAAAAUCUGCUGAAGGGCUUGUCCAUCUUUCUCUUGAUGGCAUCUCAAGCCCUACUUAGAUGUCGUGUAACAAAAUGAAAAACAACAAAAAAAAACAAAAAAAAGUAUAAAAGCAAUGGUAAUGGGUUAUCUCCUCGUUGAAGCACAUAUACCUUAAGUUGCUUAACUGCUGGCUGAGGGUUCUUCUUCUAGGAAAACACCGUAUUAGUGCCCGGCAUGGACGCUCUGAGGCGUGCACGGAAGUAAAAUUUGGUCGUCUGAUGAAUUGGAGCUUUGAACAUGUGUAAAGCUGACUUGUUUGACAGAAGAACAAAUCGGUAAUGUGAGGAUUUGGCUUAGGAUUGAUGCAUUUACAUGCUUAAAAGAACAUGGUUAAAUUACCAUAUAAUAAUCUUAUGAGAUAGGGACAGCUUGAUUUCC